GAUUAUUCCGUACACUGAGUACACUCUAGUCUUGCAUGGCAAUCAUGACAGCUAAACGGGCGUAAAGAACGAGUUGUUGGUAAGAAAAGCCGUUGGUACUCUAUGUAAGAUGAACACUGAGGACAAGUUGGAGGGCAUGCUGUUCAAGUGCAGCAGCGGAGGGAUGGAUGGUAGAGGACGAGUCGGCCUGGUGAUGACGCUCGGGGAACGAUCACUGGCAGACCACCCACUGUUGGCAGAAGAUGACGACGACGAGGAUGAAGAUGAGAACUUGACUGUGAGCUCGUUGGUAACUCACGACCUCGUACCUCCCGAGCAACUGAUGAUGCAAGAAAUGUCCAAGAACAGUGGAGGAGCUGAUGAAGAAGGAGCAGGUGAAGUGGGGGUGCAUUUCCCACUGAAGUUGACCCAUAAGUUGCCCUGCUUGCCUCUGAACAUUAAGCAAGAAUUAAAAUUUACUGAGCAGCCACCCCAGAUAAAGAAGGACAAAAAAAUUGUCAAGGACCUAAUGGUAUGUCCCAAGAAGAAGAAACGGAAACAACGCUCACCAGCAAAGAUUCUAAGCAUUAAUGAGGAUGGUUCAUUUGGCAUACAAAGCCCCAAGGUACAUGUUUGUAUUCACUGUAACGCAGCGUUCAGAACCAACUACCAUCUACAGAGGCAUGUGUUCAUUCACACAGGUGAGAAACCAUUUCAGUGCAGCCAAUGUGACAUGCGCUUUAUUCAGAAAUAUCUUCUCCAGAGACAUGAGAAAAUUCACACCGGUGAGAAGCCUUUCCGCUGCGAUGAGUGCGGUAUGAAGUUCAUCCAAAAGUAUCACAUGGAGAGACACAAGCGGACACACAGUGGGGAGAAGCCCUACCAAUGUGACUACUGUCACCAGUACUUCUCCAGAACUGACCGUGUUUUAAAGCACAGAAGAAUGUGCCAUGAAAACCGAGAGAGAAAGAGCAACAAGGCUGCCAAUAAAAGUGGAGCAUUGCAUGAAGCAGAUGCCUUAAGCCCUUUUCUCACCAAAGAGUGUGCAUUACCCAAGAAGAAACGACAGAAGUGUUCAGAUAAGUCUGACAGUUCUGGCUCUUCUAAUGCUGCCCCAGUAGAGGAGCUCACUUCUGCUGUUAAAGAAACUGAAAUGAAAGGGGAAGAGAGAUUGAAUAAAAGUGGAGAUCUCCCUCUUUUUGCUGUGUCCUCCAAAGUUAAACACGAGUACGUGAUUGGGGAAUACUCUGUGGCACUUCCAGAAGAGACUACCAGCCAACAUGAAGUUGAAGACUUGGCACCAGAGGAGGUUGUGGCUCCUAAACUAGUCCUAAAGAAGGUGUCUAAGAGGAGCCUUAAACAGUCCGGUGAACAACCUCAUUGCCUGGCCACUCUAUCGUCAUUUGAGGACAACAAAGUUUCACAUUAUACCUUUGAAAUUGUGGAUAAGCAAAGCCUUUUGGAGGAAGUAAGCAACACAGAUUCAGCGGAAACCACAACAAAGCCUGUAGCCAGCAGCACAAACUAUGAUGACGCCGUGCAGUUCCUCAAGAAGAAACGCUACCUUCAAGCAGCAGCGGCCAACAACAAUCGUGAUUACAGCCCGAACACGAGCAGCAUCUCUUCUCAGCCGACCGUUUCUCAAACGGUGGUGUCAGCUGUUAUUGACGAAACAGUCCCUGCCACUAUUCUGGAACCUCAGCCUCUUAACGCGGAGAUCAAGGCAACACAUGAAAGGAACGUGCUGCCAGAUGAGGUUCUUCAGACUCUGUUGGACCACUACUCCAACAAAGCUAAUGGUCAAUCAGACAUCUCCUUUAGUGUAGCUGAUACAGAAGUUACCUCAAGCAUAUCCAUUAAUUCCUCCGAUGUUUCAGACGCUAGUCCUGCAGAGAGCCUCGGAGCUGCAAGUGCUCAGACUCAACCGCCGACUGAGAAGGCCAGUCUCUUGCAAGAAUAUUCCAAAUUUCUCCAGCAAGCAUUGGAGAGGACCAGUCAGAAUGACAGCUACCUUACGAGCCAAAGCCUCAGCUUGGUCACAGAAAACCCUACAUUAGCUGGUCAGCCCCUGUUCUCCACCGAGAAGCAGUUUCCUUCCCCCAGUAGGUUCAAAUCAGGGAUGAGCUCCCCAUUGAGAUCCACAAUAGAGAAACCUCACUUUGGAUUACUGGUCGGAGACUCUCAGCACUCGUUUUCGUUUUCAGGUGAUGAAACUACCCCUCCUUCGACAGUGUCCCCCUCUGAUGAGGACUUCCUGGAACAGGUGUCGCCAUCCAAAAAGACUGACUCCUCUCAAGGGAUACUCCAGACUUUUCAAAUUAACACCUUUGACCCAAACUUCAAGUCUCAUUUCCAGACUUCCAGAUGUGGUUCCUCUUCACAGUUUACAGGUGCCAACGGACAAGUAAGUCUCCGUGGCCACAGCACAGACUUCUCAGAGUUUUCUUUAGUUCGAGUUACAGAGACCAGGUCCCAACUGAACUCCUCCCCUGAUGUUUCAUCAAGUGAAACCUUUGGUUGA
This is a messenger RNA of Nerophis lumbriciformis (worm pipefish), 2500 nucleotides long. The record is from RefSeq and is a predicted model, not a curated record. NCBI's taxonomy places the organism in Eukaryota, Metazoa, Chordata, Actinopteri, Syngnathiformes, Syngnathidae.